Messenger RNA from Amblyraja radiata (thorny skate), 3783 nucleotides. RefSeq names its product netrin receptor UNC5D. The record is from RefSeq and is a predicted model, not a curated record. Gene Ontology annotation, cellular component: membrane. Gene Ontology annotation, biological process: netrin-activated signaling pathway; axon guidance. The transcript is spliced from 17 exons. The coding region runs from base 204 to 3026 and encodes 940 amino acids. Gene Ontology annotation, molecular function: protein binding; netrin receptor activity. Lineage: Eukaryota; Metazoa; Chordata; Chondrichthyes; Rajiformes; Rajidae.
GUCCUGGAUUUCGCCGGCCGAGACGGAGUGCGUCUGUCUGUGUCAGGUGCGGGCUGCCAACGCGGAGCGAAAGGACCCGCUGCCGCACGGCCGCGCACCCCACCGACCCCAAGACGCCCCGAUAUCGAUAGAGUUAAAGAAGACGCAGGGUUUGCGAAGGUUUUCUUUCCCUCCCGCCCAGGGACCAUCAAGAGAAGGGGACCAUGGAGAGGCUGCUCCUGAGAAUGUGCUGCUGGUUGCUGUCAUUGACUCUCUGCGCCAUAAGUCGAGGGGAGAAAGCAGGGGCAAACACUGGAGAUCUCCAGGCCGCGUCCACACCCGUCGAGACCCUUCCCCGCUUCCAGGUUGAGCCAGAGAAUUCCUACAUUGUGAAGAACAACCCCAUUAAGCUCCGCUGCAAGGCAAUACCUGCCAUGCAGAUUUUCUUCAAGUGCAACGGAGACUGGGUGCAUCAGGAUGAACACAUGCUGGAGGAAGACGUGGAUGAAAACACAGGGUUGAACGUGCAGGAGGUGCUGAUCAACGUGUCUCGGCAGCAAGUGGAAGAUUUCCACGGCCCGGAAGACUACUGGUGCCUCUGCGUGGCCUGGAGUGAGCUGGGGACUACGAAGAGCAGGAAGGCCACAGUCCGCAUCGCAUAUCUGAGAAAAAACUUUGAACAAGAUCCGCAGGCAAAGGAGGUUCCUCUUGAAGGGAAGAUAAUCCUGCAUUGUCGUCCGCCUGAGGGAGUUCCCUCAGCCAAGGUCGAGUGGUUGAAGAACGAGGUGCCGAUUGAUCUACGGAGCGACCCGAAUGUAUACAGCACGGUGGAGCACAGUCUGAUCAUCGAGCAAGUGCAGCUCACCGAUGCAGGCAAUUACACCUGCGUUGCCGAAAACGUGGUGGCCCGGAGACGAACUACAGCCGCCACACUGACUGUCUUUGUCAACGGUGCCUGGUCAACGUGGACAGAGUGGUCAACGUGCAGCGUCCACUGUGGCCGUGGGUGGAAAAAGCGAACACGCACCUGCACCAGCCCAGCGCCGCUCAGCGGGGGAAGCUUUUGCGAAGGGAUCUCAGUCCAGAAGAUUGGCUGCUCCUCUCUGUGCCCAGUGGACGGAGGCUGGGAGCCGUGGAGCGGGUGGUCGGCUUGCUCCUCCGACUGUGAGCACCAGAGGGUCCGCGCCUGUGUGGCCCCCGAACCGAGGUACGGAGGACAGCCCUGCGAGGGCGUGGGCCAGGAGUCGGACAACUGCACCCAAGGCCUGUGCGUCCAGAAUCAACCACCCCUGCAGGAGGUACAACCUCAAAGUAUUGAGACCAACAGUGAUGUGGCGUUGUAUUCUGGACUGGGGGCGGCAGUGAUUGCAGUCGCUAUGCUGGUGGUGGGCAUCACAUUGUACCGGAGAAGUCAAAGUGAAUACGGUGUUGAUGUUAUUGACUCCUCAGCUCUGACCGGUGGCUUCCAGUCCUUCAACUUCAAGACAGUCAGACAGGGUAAUUCUCUGCUGCUGAACCCAUCGCUUCAGCAAGACCUGACGGUGAGCAGGACCUACAGUGGACCCAUCUGCUUCCAGGAGCCCAUGGGCAAGGAGCUCAUGAACCAGUCGCCCCUCUUUGACUCUCUGCCGGGGAUCAAGGUCAAGGUCCAGAGUUCUCUCAUGGUGUCGCUGGGGGUGGCUGACGGAGUGGAGUACCAGGGGAGGGUAUCGUCCCGCACCUACCCCCGUAACAGCAGGGUGGCUGACAAAAUGCACCACCCACGAAGCAACGCGUCCAGCUCUCAGCAUCUCCCCGCUGCCCUCGCUGGGGCUGGGGACCGGACCAGCGGUAUAUUCGGGUGCCUCGGAGGAUGUCUGGUGGGACCCGCCAAAGGAGUCCGUUUAAUGGUCCCUCUGGGAUCAAUUCCGGAGGGGAAUUCAUGGGAAAUGUACAUUGCAGUCAAUCAAGGCGAAACUAGCCUGCAACCAGAGGGAGGUGAGAUACUCCUGAGUCCGGAGGUCACCUGUGGACCAUCAGGUUUAUCCUUGUCCACCCCAGUUGCUCUGACAGUCCCUCACUGUGCCAUGGUGUGCCCAGAACACUGGAGCAUAAAGCUCAAGAGGCAGGUCCUGACUGGAAAAUGGGAGGAAGUGAUGUCGCUCGAAGACGAGACCACGUCCUGUUACUGCCUGAUGGACCUACACUCCUGCCACAUCCUUCUGGAGCAACUGGGAACCUACGCCCUGGUGGGUGAGGCCCUCACGGGCUGCGCCGAGAAAAGGCUAAAACUGGCCGUAUUUGGCCACCUGUCCUGCAGCUCGUUGGAGUACGACCUCCGGGUGUAUUGCGUGGAUGAUAUCCCAAGUACGCUGCAGGAGGUGGUGACUGAAGAGAGAAACCAGGGAGGACAUUUGUUGGCUGAGCCCGGAACUAUACAUUUCAAAGCAAACUCAUAUGGCCUUCAGAUCUCCCUACUCGACAUGCCCCAGUUCUUGUGGAGAGUGAAACCGCUGACACUGUUUCAGCAGGAAAUUGCCUUUUCCCAAAUAUGGAGCAGGAGCCAGCAGCCUCUGCCAUGUGCCUUCAGAGUGGAAAGAUUCAACUCAGCUACAACGCAGCUCUCUUGCAAGAUCUGCAUCCGACAGCUCAAAGGCGAUGAACUGUUCUUUCAGAUCAACACCUCCAUCCUUGAGGGUGAGAGAGAAGCUGUUCUCCUCUGUGCACAGGUUGCUGGUGGUGUGGCCAGUCUCACGGGCCCCAAGACCUUUAAGAUUCCCUAUUCCAUCCGACAGAAAAUCUGUUCCACCUUCGACAUUCCAAGCGCAACAGGCAAAGACUGGCGGCUGUUAGCACAGAAGCUCCACAUUGACAGGAACCUGAGCUACUUUGCAAUAAAGAGCAGCCCGGCGAGCACUAUCUUGGAUAUAUGGGAGGCACAGCAUCAACAUGACAGAGACCUUGACUCCUUAGCCAGUGCUCUGGAGGAGAUCGGCAGGAUCCAGGGUCCCAACUCAAUGACACUGGAAGGCGACGGUGACGAGGCGGACUACAACUAUGGUGGAUGAACCCCAGAGGCCAUUUGGCCUGACCUAUCCUGAGCAACCCUCUGCUCAGUCACAAUAUAGGAAAGAUUUCUCAGGAAAUGCUAAAGGUUUACUAUCCAAAUCUUUGGAUGUGUGUGUAAAUAGAAUUUAUUUGUAAAUAUUCAAGGUAGGGGUGCACCAAUUAUGAAUGGUCAGGUUGAGCCAACCCUCAGUGAGUUGGCCUGCUGCAAAAAAUAAACACUGUGUCUCAGCUGGUGAAUUCCUUGGUGCGAUUCCAAGCCCAGUGUUACUCCAGUCGAUAUCUCCCAACUGCGGGCGGCACAUUGGCGCAGCGGUAGAGUUACUGCCUCGCAGCGCCAGAGACCCGGGUUCGACCCUGACUACGGGUGCUUGUCCAUACGGAGUUUGUACCUUCUCCCCGUGACCCGCGUGGGUUUUCUCCGGUUUCCCUCCAAUUUGGCCAAAUUUCACCCCCCCCCCCCCUCCCGACCGAUCCCUAACCCCACCUACACACCGGGUGCCCAAGGACCAGAAGAGUGGGACUGAAGUGUAAACAGAAUUUCAGAUAUUCAGGACUUGAACUAUUCAAAGAGGGGUUGCAACUCACGGCAGCAGCACACGGAGUAUCGUGCGCAGUUGUGGUCACUCCGUGGGAAGGAUGUCAUUCAGCUGGAGAGGGUGCAGGAAAGAUUCACAAGGAAUAGAUCGGGUAGACACACAGAGUCCAGAUCCAGGGGCCAUAGUUUAAGAAUAUAAGCCAUUUAGAACGGAGAUGAGG